AUGGAUAUUCACUGCAAAGCAGACCCCUUUACAGCGAUGCACCUAUCCCACGUAGGGCACGGAGGUGUGAACCAGCUCGGCGGGGUGUUUGUGAACGGCAGACCCCUCCCGGACGUGGUAAGGCAGCGGAUAGUGGAGCUGGCCCACCAGGGUGUCCGGCCCUGCGACAUCUCCAGACAGCUGCGGGUCAGUCACGGCUGCGUCAGCAAGAUCCUGGGCAGAUACUACGAGACUGGUAGCAUCAAACCAGGGGUGAUUGGUGGGUCUAAACCUAAAGUAGCCACGCCAAAGGUGGUGGAAAAAAUAGCAGACUACAAGAGGCAAAACCCAACCAUGUUCGCCUGGGAGAUCAGAGACAGACUGCUGGCAGAGGGCAUCUGCGACAACGACACUGUUCCCAGCGUCUCAUCCAUUAACAGGAUCAUCCGAACAAAAGUCCAGCAGCCUUUCCAUCCAUCUCCUGAUGGGACAUCCCUGUCGACAACGGGCCACACCAUAGUACCAAGCACAGCCUCGCCGCCUGUAACCAGCGCCUCCAACGACCCUGCAGGGUCCUACUCCAUCAAUGGGAUUCUGGGUAUCCCACGAUCCAACGGUGAAAAGAGGAAAAGAGAUGAAGAUGGUUCAGAUGGUUCUGGCCCAAACAGUGAUUCUCAGGGUAGUGUGGAGAGUUUACGGAAACACCUGAGGGCAGAUGCCUUUACCCAGCAGCAGCUGGAAGCGUUGGACCGGGUCUUUGAACGCCCCUCGUACCCUGACGUCUUCCCUACAUCGGAGCAUAUCAAACCCGAACAGGCUAAUGAGUACUCGCUUCCUGCCCUGAAUUCCAGCCUGGACGAAGUCAAGCCCAGCGCCAACCCAGACCUGGGCCCCAGCGUGUCGCAAAGCUACCCUGUAGGUCGGGACAUGGCCAACACAACCUUACCUGGAUACCCCCCUCACGUUCCCCCUACAGGCCAGGGCAGCUAUCCGACCUCCACGCUCGCUGGAAUGGUUCCUGGGAGUGAGUUUUCGGGGAACCCCUACAGUCAUCCACAGUACACAACCUACAAUGAAGCCUGGCGAUUCAGCAACCCAGCAUUACUAAUGCCGCAUCGAGAGGCUCCGCCCCUCCCACUGCUGCCACUGCCUAUGACCGUCACUAGUUACCAUGGAAACCAAAUCAACCUGCAGGACCAUGGCCUCAGCCUCCAUAUUGCCCCGGUGUGA
This is a messenger RNA of Scomber japonicus (chub mackerel), 1209 nucleotides long. RefSeq names its product paired box 2b (gene pax2b). Bases 1 to 1209 code for a protein of 402 amino acids. Gene Ontology annotation, biological process: regulation of transcription by RNA polymerase II; anatomical structure development. The record is from RefSeq and is a predicted model, not a curated record. The transcript is spliced from 10 exons. Gene Ontology annotation, molecular function: RNA polymerase II cis-regulatory region sequence-specific DNA binding; DNA-binding transcription factor activity, RNA polymerase II-specific. NCBI's taxonomy places the organism in Eukaryota, Metazoa, Chordata, Actinopteri, Scombriformes, Scombridae.